This is a messenger RNA of Endocarpon pusillum Z07020, 1662 nucleotides long. RefSeq lists its product as uncharacterized. Gene Ontology annotation, molecular function: zinc ion binding. The record is from RefSeq and is a predicted model, not a curated record. Bases 1 to 1662 code for a protein of 553 amino acids. The transcript has 2 exons. Lineage: Eukaryota; Fungi; Ascomycota; Eurotiomycetes; Verrucariales; Verrucariaceae.
AUGGCCUCGGUACCACCGCGGCAGUCGCCCCGAAGCAUAUCACCUACCAGUCAACGACAAUAUCCACCCGAGACAUCCUCUCCAGAUGAACACUUCGCGGCAUCCAUGAUAUCCGAAGAUUCUCAGACUGUCCUUCUGGACAAUCCUAUUCCUAAAACCAAAGACGAGAAUUCCACAGAAACAUCGCAGCCUCACCGCCCGCCUGCGCCUUCCCGUUCCUCCACGCUCAGCAUAAAAAAAUGUUGGAUCUGUAUAUGCGACUCCACCGAAGAUGAUCCUACACACCCUCCACAAUGGCGAUCGCCGUGUACUUGCAAUCUUACCGCUCAUGAGGCAUGCCUGCUGGACUGGGUUGCAGAUCUGGAAAAUCCUAGAAGCAGACGUGGUGGCGGACCACCCAAGAAGAUUCAAUGUCCACAAUGCAAAUCCGAGAUCAAGAUCGCAAGACCGAGAAGUUUGGUUCUGUCUGGCGUGAAAGCAUGGGAACGAUUGACAGGCACCUUGACUCUGCCUGGAAUGGCAGGAGUUCUUGGUACUACCAUCUGGGCGGGAUGCUUCUACCACGGAUUACACUCCGUGCGUGUGGUUUUCGGUGAAAGAGAGGCUAUGCAACUGUAUGCACGAGCCAACCGACAUUGGGGCUGGUUGUCCGCAUAUGCUCUUAUUCCGGUGAGCUUGAUCGCAGCACGGACGCAUUACGCAGAUUUCGUGCUACCUGGAAGCACGAUAUUCCUUUUUGCCACACAGCUCAGCGAGAAGUUUGCCAUUGAUUGGACUAUUUGGCCACCUCGACCGAGCACAGUGUUUGGCUGUCUACCUGUGGUCCGGAACUGCUACAACUAUCUCUACGAAAAAGCUUUUGGCAACCUCAACAGGAAAUGGCUGCAAGAGAUCCAACCACGGCACGGGCAAGAUGGCGAAGGCAAUGAAGCAGAUCACGCCAAUGACGCGGCCGCAGCGGUUGAUGAUAUAGCAGAUGGUGAUGUGGUUCUGGAACUCAAUCUCGAGAUAGGAGUAGAAGAUGAUGAAGACGAAGAACAGCCUGAACAGCAGCAGCAGCAGGGAGCUAGGCCUGAUGGACAGCCCGGAAAUAGGGAAGAGGUACAACCUGCAGCGGCAGAAAAUGCCCCCCCUGUAGCCAACCAAGCAGCCAACAACAACCCUCCCGCCAAUGCCAAUGCAAACCCUGGCCCCGCACCCCAGCCUGCCCUCCUAAACCGCCGCCCCAACGAGAUCUUAACCGAUACAUCCUCCGUCUUCCUCACCACCCUCGGCGCCCUUCUCUUUCCCAGCAUCGCGGCCGGAAUGGGCGAGCUUCUCCACCACACCCUCCCCUUAUCACUCGUGAAACCCUCCUCGAGCUUCACAUUCUUCCGGAACAGCGGCCGGGAACGGCUUUUGCGGACGAAGUGGGGCAGGAGCGUGGUGGGCGGGUGUCUGUUUGUGGUGCUCAAGGACGCAUUGGUGCUUUAUGUGCGGUGGAUGAUGGCGAAGAAUCAUCGGGGGAGGAAGAUCAUGGAUUUCGAUAAGGGGAGGAAGGAGGACAGGGGCACAUUGCAUGGCUUGCGAUGGGGCACCUGGAGGGAGUUGGGUGCUCACAGAAGCGCUUAUGAUACCACGAUGCUUCCUGGUGGGCUCUUCGAGCAUAAUCUAGGUGGUUAG